CCAUGUGACCAUACAAUGAUGUCAUUCCCCUUCAGGCUCGUGACUGGCUCGUGGGACGCAUAUAGGGAGUGUGAUUGGCUGGCAAGUUGUGAUAGGGGACUUGACUGGCCAAUGGAGAGAUGCUGGUGAACGUCUUGGUGCAGAAUCCCACUGAGAAUGAACAGUAUAUAAAAGCUCGCUGUGAGUGACUGUUUAGCAGAUUCACAACUGAUAACAACUGGCAACUUAAAACUGCUCCUACAAGUCUCAGAAACCAUGAUAACACUCAAACUGUGGACUGUCCUUGUCGCCUACGCCCUGGUCAUCUGCCAGAUAUAUGCAGCUCCAUCCAGAUCUAGCAGGGAGUCAGAUGGGAUCACACUGUCAGAGGAAGAGGCUCAGAGAUUACUCAAUGCCAUCAGGGAGUUCAUGCAAACUACUUUAGACACACAGACAGCCGAGGAAAACAGCAAUACCACACUGCAGAAGCGUGGAUGCAACACGGCUACGUGCGUCACACACCGCCUGGCUGACUUCCUGAGCCGCUCAGGGGGACUGGGAUACAGCAACUUUGUCCCGACCAACGUGGGAGCGCAGGCUUUCGGCAGAAGGAGGCGCUAUGGAGCCGCGUAAAACCAGCAGCAGCAGCGGCGCGGAUGGAAAUGGACGUGGAGGAUUUGCAUCAUAGAGAUUCUCAUGCAGUAAAUGAAUGAACUGUGAUUUUGAGCAGACCAUGACAUUAUCUCACUGCUUCAACAGAAAGUAACUGGCAUUUCCAUUGUAACCAUCCGGAUAAUUAAGAAGACACACUCCUCCCAGGAAAGCCCAGCUCA
Messenger RNA from Periophthalmus magnuspinnatus, 812 nucleotides. It is a transcript of the gene calca, whose product is annotated as calcitonin/calcitonin-related polypeptide, alpha. Lineage: Eukaryota; Metazoa; Chordata; Actinopteri; Gobiiformes; Gobiidae. The transcript has 5 exons. The coding region runs from base 256 to 612 and encodes 118 amino acids. Gene Ontology annotation, cellular component: extracellular region. The record is from RefSeq and is a predicted model, not a curated record. Gene Ontology annotation, molecular function: calcitonin receptor binding; hormone activity.